AUGCAAUUUUCUUUAUCAGUCGCCCUACUUGCGGUGACCUCCUUGGCAUCACCUGCCCUUCGACCCCGACAAACCUCCAAGUCCGCUUGCACUGACCCGGUUACCCGUAUUGAGUGGGAUGGCCUCACGAACGCUCAGCAACAAAACUAUCUCAAGGCCGAACGAUGCCUCUGGGAUAGACCUGCUCAGACCCAUUUGCGCGCGGAUGGCCCUUUCCUACGAUGGCAUCGAUACUUUGUGCAUGUUCACGAGUCCCUGCUGAGGACUGAGUGCAACUACACCGGGCCUACUCCAUGGUGGGAUGAGCGCAAGCAUGCCGGCGCUUUCAGGACCGCGUCUAUCUCCCCUGAUACAUUUGGAUCAGCAGUUGGCACCUACUACAACGUUUCGCUGUUCGACCAAGAUGAGGAUGAUUAUGUUUGCAUCAAAGACGGAGCUUAA
Messenger RNA from Penicillium macrosclerotiorum, 441 nucleotides. RefSeq lists its product as uncharacterized. Gene Ontology annotation, molecular function: oxidoreductase activity. The transcript has 4 exons. The record is from RefSeq and is a predicted model, not a curated record. Bases 1 to 441 code for a protein of 146 amino acids. Lineage: Eukaryota; Fungi; Ascomycota; Eurotiomycetes; Eurotiales; Aspergillaceae.